AUGGAAUCUGAGAGUGUGAGGCAUUUGUUUUUGCACUAUUUAGUAGCAUCUGACAUUUGGAGUAUGUUUGUAUCAGUUUUUGGACUUGCCUGGGAUAUGCCAAACAGUAUCAAGGAAGCUUAUGAGAGUUGGUGUUCAUGGAGAGCUGGGAUAUCCAUCAAAAAGACUUGGUCAAUGCACAAUGGUGUAUAUAAUACAGGAGUUCUUGUCUUCUUUUUUCUGCUCGGACUUUUUGGGCUCAUAUUGCACUGCUCUUCCCUUAAUAGCAAUGAUCCACACAUGGCUGGAUGUCAUAACUGUUGUUAUGGCUGGGGAAUGUGGGAUCUUUUUCCUGCGUCAAUGGAAGCAUGCUUUGCUUUGGUUGUUGUGUUUGUUGUCAUCCUUGCCAUUCUUGGCAUUGCAUAUAGUUUCCUUGCAGCCACAAUGGCCAUCCAGCGGAUCUGGCAAAGACACUACCACAUCCUAACCAAGAGAGAACUUACUCAGGAGUAUAUAGUGGAGGAUCUUCGUGGCUGUUACACUCCUCCAAAACUGGAUAUAGAGCAUGAAGAACGCCUAAAAAUGCUUAACCUUUUGUAGAGAGAAUAGCUGGAUGCACUUCCUCCAUUUGAUUGUGUUUGACGUCAUUUGACUGGACAGGAUUUAAUAUUUAAGUUAAAUUUUGUUUCAUGUAAAUGUAAAUGUAGUGGAACGAUGAAUAUAUCUGUUCACAUAUUAUAUGAUAAUUUAAAGAGAAAAUACAUAA
Molecule: messenger RNA, 745 nt
Organism: Nicotiana tabacum (common tobacco)
Lineage: Eukaryota; Viridiplantae; Streptophyta; Magnoliopsida; Solanales; Solanaceae
Source: RefSeq, a predicted model, not a curated record